Molecule: messenger RNA, 671 nt
Organism: Fragaria vesca subsp. vesca
Lineage: Eukaryota; Viridiplantae; Streptophyta; Magnoliopsida; Rosales; Rosaceae
Product: E3 ubiquitin-protein ligase At3g02290-like
Exons: 4
Coding region: 1-636 (211 amino acids)
Molecular function (GO): ubiquitin-protein transferase activity
Source: RefSeq, a predicted model, not a curated record
AUGGGAGGCUGCUGUUGUUGUUCUUCCAAGGCAACCGAGCUGAGGGCUGCGCCUACGUAUUACUAUUAUCCGAGGACUUCUGAAGAGCACGUGCCCUUGUCAUCUCGCCAGGGUGCCUCUGCAAUCUCCACAGGCCUCCUUGUAGAUACGAACCUGGAUACAUCAAUACCUGACACUUACAGACCACCUCCUGCCCCUAUUCCAUAUGAUGUGUCAGCAGGGCGUCCUCAAACUCCACCAGUGGCCCAAGAUAUUUCGGGCAACAAGAGUGAUUCAACAUUGCAGACAACAACUUCUGAUUCUGUUCAACAAGCACCUGGUGACAAUCCUCAAGAAACUUCAAACAAGUGUGAAGACCUGAAGGGUUCAGACGACAAAGCAGACACCAAGUUUGAGCUUGAUCCAAUUAAGAAGGCAGAUGUUGAACUUUCAAAGCCAGUGGACUCUGUUGCUUUAGUUAUUGAGGAGGAGGAUGCUUGCCCCACCUGCUUGGAAGAGUAUGAUGAAGAGAAUCCGAGAAUCACCACGAAAUGCGACCACCAUUUUCACCUUGCUUGCAUUCUUGAAUGGAUGGAAAGAAGUGACACAUGUCCUGUGUGUGAUAAGGAAAUGAUAUUUGAUCCUCCGAUUGAUUAGUGAAUCACCAAUUCAAGUCAAGUGCUUUCCUUUUU